GGAUUUCGGUUCAGUCUUGCCCGGUCUGGAUACGCGCAUACACCUCUAAGUGAUUUCAAUACCUUUCCUAGAUUCAAAGCGAAUUUCGCGCUACAUAAGCCGUAGGUAUACCUGUAUAAUAAGCCCGCAGAUAUAUAUUAUACCUACACAUAUUCUCGAAUAUAGUUUGCGCGCCGAUUCUUCUAUUGUUUCUCUGCAGUCGCCUGCUGCAGUUUCCGGAAAUUGCCUUCGUUUUGUGAAAAAUAAAGACUCGCGACAGCAUGUCUUCGGCAGAAUCAAGUCCGAGCGAGCAGGAGGAAAACCUAUCCGACGAGUCAGGCUCCGAGGAAGAGGAAGCCGAUCUGAACCAAAGUCAGAGCGUACAGGAAGACUCCGAGGAGGCCAGCAGUCGAGAAGAGAGCGAGACCGACGAAGGCGAAGAAGGAGACGAAGACGAAGACGAAGAAAAACAGGACGGAGAGGAAGAUAACAGUAGCGAGGUAAGCGACGAAGAGGAGGAGAAGGAGGUAGCCAAGGAGUCGUCGAAGAAGAAAAAGGCAUCGACAGCCGCUGCGACAAAGGGCAAACAAAAAUCCCCGGCCGCCGCGCCGAAGAAAAAACCAGCCGCGGAGGGCGCUACAAAGAAAGCCGCUGCGGCCGCGAAGAAAGCCGUCACUAUCACCGCCGUCGAUUCCGAAGCCGCCGCCAGUACGAGCGGGACCGCCAAGAAGAGCAAAUCUGCUAGUACUGCUGCCAAGAUCAAGAAAGCUGCUGCAAAGAUGCCCGAGGCAAAAUCUCUGACCACUAAGGAUAUGAUCGUCCACGCCGUGUCCGAGAUCAAGGACAGAAAAGGCGCAUCGAUCCCCGCCAUCAAGAAGCACAUGGUCGACAAAUAUGAAGUCAGCGACCAACGCAUGAGCAGGGUGACGAAGUUACUGAGGACCGCCGGGGAGGAGGGCUGGCUACUGCAAGUUUCGGGCUCAGGAGCUUCUUCUGGAAGUCACUUCAAACUUCCCGAGGACGCAAAAAAGGCCUUGAAAAAAGAGGAGAAGCAGAGGGAGCCGAAAAAGUCGGAUAAGGCUAAAGUGACGGAAAAGGAGAAAAAGCCAUCAGCCAAGGUGAAAGAGGCUACGAAGAGGAAAACUGAAAAAAAGUCAGUUGCAGACAAAGAGGUUCCCGCUAAAAAAAUUAAGGAAGCUGCAGCAAAAGCUCCAAAGAAGAAAGCUACAAACGCAGCCUCCAAGAAGAAAGCUACGGCUUGAUCGUAUAGAGUUACCAUUUUCAAAGUUAGAUUCAUUUUAAUUUUAGAUAUGUUUUUCAUCACUUGUAUUCUUUUUUUUUUUUUUUUUUUUAAUCUACCUCUUCUUGGCCAAGUAUACAAGCUCAAAAAGUGGUGUUUUUAUAUAUAAUUAACUUAAUUAUCGUAUCGUACUAAAUUAUCAACUAUGAUAUAAGAUUAUUUCGUCCUUUAUUUAUCGUGAGUUGAGUUAAAAACUUUGUAUUCAGUACAAUGUGUUUGUAAGAAAACUGAUAAAAUACAGUAUAUUUGUUUGAGAAUAAA
Nasonia vitripennis (jewel wasp) is the source of this 1540-nucleotide messenger RNA. RefSeq names its product histone H1.2. Gene Ontology annotation, biological process: nucleosome assembly. Gene Ontology annotation, cellular component: nucleosome. The record is from RefSeq and is a predicted model, not a curated record. Gene Ontology annotation, molecular function: DNA binding; structural constituent of chromatin. The transcript is spliced from 2 exons. Bases 261 to 1241 code for a protein of 326 amino acids. NCBI's taxonomy places the organism in Eukaryota, Metazoa, Arthropoda, Insecta, Hymenoptera, Pteromalidae.